AUGCCUGCAAUGGUCGUUGCAAUUGACAGUACACUCUAUUCUGGUCACAGUAUGCCGUAUACACUUGGAACACUAUCAGCUGGUACGUGUAGCUUCAUGUUUGAUCCAGGUGUUGGUGACUACUACGCUACGAUUAAUCGUGAACAGUGGAAUUCAUCACUUAACUGUGGUCGAUGCGCCGAAGUAAUAAGCGGUGAUAUAACCGUUGCGGCUACGGUUUACAUCGUGGACGAAUGUCCGCAAUGCAAUAUCGGAGGUCUUGGCUUGUCUCCGAUAGUUUUACAGCAGUUAAACGGUAAAUCGCCCAGAGAUACGAUCAAGUGGAAGUUUACCGACUGCCUUGGGCAUGGCAAUAUUGAGUACUGUACGAAUAGUCUCAGUAACAGCUCGUGGUUGGCUGUACAACCAGUAAAUUCUAUUACUGGAAUAGCAAAAAUGAAAAUUGCUAAUCGAGACGUGACCAUGCUGGACUCGGGCUACUAUUUCCUGUUAAAAGGUGAACCAACCGUCGAUAUGUCAGCAGUUGACAUUGAAAUCUUGUCAAUCUCGGGUGACACAAUAACGGAAAAAUUGUCGCUGACUCCAGGCAAAUGUACCGCUGGUACUUCGAAUUUUAAAGUCAGGGCAUUAAAGAGCAACAACUUUGAAACUCUCAUUCCGGGCAGCGAGUAUAAGGCAGGCCAAGUAGGUCCAGCGGACGACACGAUGCUUGCUUCUACUAUGUCCGCGCCAUCAUCAUCAGGCUUACACCUGCUUCUAGUUGCCCCCGUGGUUUUGGCUGCACUGGGUAGCAUCGUCGCGGGUGCGUUCGCCUACGUGGCGAAGAGGAAGAAAUUGACUGAACUACGUAAAUCAGUCACUAGUCCAUUCAGUACCCUCAGCUCUCCAGCAAUUCUCAGUGACUCUAUCGCCAAGAUGUAG
Peronospora belbahrii is the source of this 921-nucleotide messenger RNA. The record is from the annotation of a GenBank genome assembly. NCBI's taxonomy places the organism in Eukaryota, Oomycota, Peronosporomycetes, Peronosporales, Peronosporaceae.